AUUGAGAGCCUGAAAAUAAAGUAGCGCCAAUCCGCCAACUGCAAUAAACUUCUUUCUCUUCUACUAGUAGCAUUUCAGAAGGCAUUCUCAGUCCCUCCUGCUCCUUCUCCAGCAUAACCUGAAAGACGUUGGAAUGCGAACUCGGUUCCCCUGUACCGAUUACUCCAUCUCCAAUGCGUUUCAGGCCACAGAUUUCCUCCGCCUCCCCCUUCCCCAUCUCCCGCCUAUCAUUUCAUCCGGAUUCAAAGGCCUUCCUCGUUUCGAUCAGCUGUCAAUCCUAGGAAUCGAUAUCGGAAUCAAUCAAUUACCGAUCGAAAAAGCUCUGUCUAAGCUCCUCUCCGAAUGCCUACCUAACUUUAUUGAUGUUGAUUUUGAUGUUCUUCAUUCCGACAAACCAGCUCGCUCGAGAGAGGUGGACUCUAGAGAGCUCACAAGUUCGAAUUCCAACCAAAAUGAGCAAGAAGGCAUUGUUCCAGUUGAUGUCAAGCAAGAUGCCAAGUUUGACAUUCUCCAGUUUGAAAUUCCAGAGCUCGAUUCAGUCCUGCUUCCAGUGGAGGACACACCCAUUCUUCCUGACAUUUCCUUUGUUGAAAAGAAGGAAAUACCCAGUACUGAAACCACACUGCAGUAUCCCCUUGAUAUUCCACAAUCACUUUAUGCAGUAGAUGAAAUCCACUUGCCUACUUUUGAGGAGAAAAAGAUGGAAGAAGAAAUUCCUGAAGAAGCUAUGAUUGUUAGGAGCUUUUAUGAGCUCAUAGUUCGUGAGGAGCUCACUAUGACAGAUAGUUUUUUCAAAUCAUUGCCAGUGCCGGUAUGCCUGGACCAUGAAAGAUCAAGGUCACUACAUUCAUAUGUGGAGGAGAUCCUAGUUGGAUUAGAUUCAAAACAAUUGUUUGCAUCUGAUGGUUUAUAUUUGGAUUGGCAUAUUCUGGAAGAAGUGAAUAGCUGCUGUAAUGAAGAUUCUUUGUUUUCAAAACUUUUGGGGGAUGCUUACACCAUUGAUACAGCUUUGGAAUCGGGUGAUAGUGAGAUGCUAUUAUAUAAAUUUAUUUUUUCUGGUGAUUCUCCUAAGGCAUCAAAGAAAGACGCGAGUGAAGAAACACUCCACAUAUCUUUUAAUGACACUCUGGAAAAUCAUCUGCCUUUCGGUGAAAAUUCUUCAAGUACGUUGCAGGUUGAUAGUAAUAAAGGGGCAUCAACUGAUGGGGAAUCAUCCAACUCUGUUUCCAAAAAGAAAUCUUCACUUGCUGUUCCCUUCUCCCCCUUCAAUGAUCUGAAUCUUCUUUUAAAUCAAGAAGCCUUCUCAAGCGGGAAAGAACAUAAACUAACUGAUCAACUAUCUGAUUUUCAUACUGUGGAUGAUAAUAACGCAGAGUCCCAGAAAAAAGAUCAGCAUUAUCUUUCUUCCCUCAGUGAAAGUGAUAAGCUGGAAAAACAAUGGAGAUCCAUCAUUGUUGUGAACACACAAGACUUUGACAAACAAAUGAUAAUAUCACGGAUAAAAACAUACCAAAAUAUUCUUUCACUGGAGAAGAAAGGAGCACAAGUAAUAGAGCGUGACUUGCACCAUCCAGUUGAUGUCAUUAUCAGUGCCUCUAUUUGCAUUGCAUGGUAUACCUGCAGUAAUAUUGCAAAGAAAGCUACUGCAUCAGAUGAGGCCUUUUCAUGCUUGCCACUAUGUCUGGAAAAUAUUGCUACAAGUAUUUUGACUUCGCUAAGCUAUGCUUUUGAUGGCUUCAUUCUGGUCUUUGAGGGAGAGAGGAGUUUCCUGGAUGGGAUAAUAGAGUUAUCAGAUCAGCUAUAUGCCGCUGCACCUAGCCUGGGAAUUGAUAUGCAAAUCUUCUGCUCAUAUUCUCCCGAGAUGACUGAAAAAAUCAUAAUAUCAUGCAUUGAAGCAGAAUCAACGAAAAAUAGAGGCAUGCUUCCUAAAAUGCCCGAGUCGGAGACAUUAGCUGAGUCUUUUCUUACUAUGUUUCCUUCAAUCAAUCCACUUUCAGCUCAAGCAAUAGUUUCUUCUGUGAGUAUGCUUCUUGAGUUUCUGGAGUGGUCACAUGAGUGCAGAGUUCAUGCAGUUCAAAAGUAUGGGGUUUCUUAUGAUAGCAUUUGGUUAUUAAGUGCUUUGAGUAGAUACGGGGAGCGCGAGGAGUCUAAAUCAGGAAUGACAGAUUGCUCUUCGGUAUCUUCUGUUCUUGGCUCAGAGUCUCUUAAUUUUGGAAAUGACUCUGCAAGGAGAAAAAGGAAGUAUGCAGGGUAUCUACAUGAUCUUGAAGACAGUUAUCCAUGCGCAUCUGAUCCAUACCUAUCACGGAUUCCAGAAAAGACAACCUCAUUUAAUGGGUCUGGGAUGCGCAGUUUAUCUUUUGAUAACUUUUUUGAGAUGCUGAGAUGGGAGAUCAAAUGAAUAAAACUGAUCUUACUUCCAGUGGUGUAUGUUUCCCGCCAAGACAACCCCCUGCUAGGUCCAUUAUUAACAAAUUUGAUGGACAAGG
Messenger RNA from Cuscuta campestris, 2489 nucleotides. NCBI's taxonomy places the organism in Eukaryota, Viridiplantae, Streptophyta, Magnoliopsida, Solanales, Convolvulaceae. The record is from the annotation of a GenBank genome assembly.